Messenger RNA from Symbiodinium sp. CCMP2456, 633 nucleotides. The record is from the annotation of a GenBank genome assembly. NCBI's taxonomy places the organism in Eukaryota, Dinophyceae, Suessiales, Symbiodiniaceae.
GCGAGCAAGGACCGCUACAACGCGAUGGUGGGGCUUAAGAGGCGAAUCACGAGGAGCCUCUACCUGCAGACCCCCCGUGGCAUGCAGCUCCAGGCUGCCUUGGUGGCAGACAGCGGUGCUCGAGGAAGCCAAGGACUUGACCAUCGCCCGUCGGAAGUGGAGCAGUGGGAAACAGAGCGGCGCCAGCUGGCGGCAGAGGAGGCCCAGUACCAGCAGGAGUUCCAGGAGAGAGAAUGCGAAGAAAAUGAACAGAGCGCCCGAGACGAGGAACUCUAUGAAGCACACCGCGCUGCGGCUUAUCGCGAUUGGGAACUGGGUGACGCAGGGCAGUCGGCGAAUGUGGCGUCCCUGAUCCUGCCGAACGACUUGAAUACCCUGCACCUCACCAUGCAUGUGGAGACUGCCGUCGAGCCCGUUCCUGCAGCAGUAGGCCUGAGAGAAGGAGAUGAGCCAUCGAAUAAGGCGCCCACACUGGAGCCAAAUGGUGACCUCUACAACAAGGCAUACGAUGCUUGGAGACGUGGUCACCUGACGGAUGAUGGGGUUACUCUGGUCUUUGGACAGGACUGGCUCUUCUUGUUCCAGAUUACGAGGGAUGGAGUGGGGGAGGAUACACUUGUGGCAGCUGCCGCU